CCAUUCCUUUCCUUUUACUUUACUUUAUUUUUUAUAAAAAGAAAAAGCAAUUUUAGCAAUCGCUACAAUCAAUCAAGAAAAGACCAGAUUACAGAUUAGAUCUGGCGUUUGCUUUUUCUCUCCCUUUCAUACGCAUAAAAACACACACACACACACACUAUACGCACGCACACUCAGUCUUCUUCUUUUUACGAGUUGAUUAUCACUUAGCUUCUCCAGAUCUCUUCUAGUUUCUCUUAGCCCAUUUGCUCUUUUGUGUUGCCCAGCAGCAGGAUUCAUGGAAAUGUAGGUGAUUCUUAGUUCAGACAGGAGAGAAGAUCUGCAUAGUGUCGUUGUUUUAACUGUAAGGGGGUCGAUACUUAUAUCUUAUAAAAGGACGGCAUAGCUAGUGCGUGGUCCAGUGCCAACUUGACUAUGGGGUCAGAGCAGAAUAGAUUUCUGCAGCCACAGCAAGCACCAGCACCUCGGCACAAGAGGUGGGGAGGUUGUUUGGGUGGACUGUCAUGCUUCCGUAAACAAAAAGGUGGAAAACGUAUUGUACCUGCAUCCCGAAUUCCUGAUGGCAAUGCUGUGUCAGAUCAACCAAAUGGGCCGCAAGCUGGUGGAUUGCCUAACCUGACUACUGGAAUCGCUCCAUCUCUUUUUGCUCCACCAUCUUCACCUGCUUCAUUUUCGCAUUCCGCCCUCCCAUCCACAGCUCAGUCACCAAGCUGUUUCUUGUCUGCCAAUUCUCCUGGAGGCCCGUCAUCUAAUAUGUUCGUCACAGGUCCAUAUGCCCAUGAGACGCAACUUGUAUCUCCUCCCGUAUUUUCGACUUUCACAACUGAGCCAUCUACAGCUCCUUUAACGCCUCCACCAGAAUUAGCACAUUUAACCACUCCAUCUUCCCCUGAUGUGCCUUAUGCUCAUUUCCUUUUGUCUUCUGCCAAUAUCAAAACAACUGAUAAGACCAGUUAUAUUGCUGGAAAUGAUCUUCAAGCAACAUAUUCACUCUAUCCUGGAAGCCCCGCAAGUACUCUCAGAUCACCUGUUUCAAGAACGUCUGGUGACUGUUUAUCAUCAUCCUUUACUGAAAGGGACUUCCCUCCUCAAUGGAAUCCUUCAAUUCCUUCACAAGAACCUGCAACCUCGAAAUCUGAGUCGGGCAGGUUUCUUGGGCUUCAGGAGACAGGUACCUCAAAGUCACGCCAAGAUUCCAAUUUCUUCUGCCCCGAAACAUUUGCCCAGUUCUACCUGGACCAGUCAUCGUUUUCUCAUUCCGGUGGUAGAUUAAGUAUUUCCAAAGAAUCAGAUGCUUACUCAAAUGGUGGAAAUGUGCAUCAGAAUAGGCAGAGCAAAAUUUGUAAACCCGAUGCUGAGGAACUAGAAGCUUACAGGGCAUCAUUCGGGUUCAGUGCUGAUGAAAUCAUAACUACAACUCAUUAUGUGGAGAUAUCGGAUGUGUUAGAGGACUCUUUUAGCAUGACACCACUUACUUCCAAUAAAUCUGCUGGAGAGGAACAUAUUUUAACUGCACCAACAAAAGAGGGAGUUGGAGCAGGAGCAAGGCACGAGGAUUUUCCUACUCCACAGCUUGGUAAAGCACAGCUAACGCGUGCUGAGGGGACGCUUCCUGGAAAGCCUGGUUCAUACAACAGUCUUGAAGAACAAGUCACGCAGAAGCAAUUUGAGAAUGUUCCCGGACGAAGCGUUCCAAGUAAUGACAUACUGAGUGAUGAUGAUGACAUAUUCACUAAGAUGGGGACCCACAGAAUUGGCCGUAAAUAUCAUUUUGGCUCAUCAAAUUCUGAUGCAGAAAUCGAGUACAGGAGAGGGCGAAGCCUGAGAGAAGAACGCAGCAGGAGGGAAAGCUAAAGGCUACUCUAGGCCUGAAAUGAAUAUUUAUAAAGACACAAAAAACUGUUGCUUGUAUGUAUUGCAGCUGUUGUGUUUUCGAUCUUUUGGGGGGUUGUCUCGACGAAUGAUCUAACUUUAUAUCCGACUUGUCGUCUUCCUUUCGUGCGUCAGUAGUAUAAUAUAUUCUCUGAAGAUUGUCUGUUAUAUAAGGUUAUAUACUUGGAGGAAUUCUGCGUAUGUAUCUCCUGAGAGCUUGAAUAUGGAUUGAUCACUUGUAGCAGAAAUAGGCUCCGAAACUUUCUUUGUAUGUAAAUGCUGGUAUAUGCUUGGAUUCAGAAAUGGUAGAGGAUUCUAAUGUCGUUUCAUGAA
Molecule: messenger RNA, 2205 nt
Organism: Sesamum indicum (sesame)
Lineage: Eukaryota; Viridiplantae; Streptophyta; Magnoliopsida; Lamiales; Pedaliaceae
Source: RefSeq, a predicted model, not a curated record